UUAGAGCGCCGAAGAAGGAAGGAAGGAAGGAGAUUAACUUGAAGGAAAUGAAUCCACCCGGGUAUUCCUUCGUUCCUUCUCACGAUUACGGAACCAGAAUCGUGGAGAAUUGUAUCGUCUCAGAAUCGGACAUUUUGCAGGAACCCCCCUAUGACGGCCACCUCGGAAUUUGAGACCUUCGAAAGGCGCUGACCGUGGUUUCGCCUAACUGUGUUCACUGCCUUGUAUGUCUGAGCAGCCGCUGAUUAGCGUCCUGCGUGCACUAACUUGCAGCAAUGAUUUUAUAUAAAAGGCGGGACUGCUACCUCUAAUUUUCCAUCCAACUUCCCCUUCAUUGAACUCAGCUUUCUUACAUUCAAAUUCAGAUCAAGAUGUUGUCGUCCGCUUUCCUCACGAUCGCAUUGGCUACUACAGUCCUUUCGCACCCCACGAAGCGACAGACCGGUGGUGUGAUCACCUCAUGUACUGUGCCAAAUACGGUUGCUCUCACUUUUGAUGACGGUCCAUACAUUUAUUCGCAAAACAUUGUCGAUAUGCUCGAUGCAAAGAGUGCCAAGGGCACGUUCUUUGUUAAUGGAAACAACUACGGCUGUAUAUACGGUGACAACGAGGUGGCAGCGAUCAAAAAUGCAUACUCGAAGGGUCAUCAGAUCGCUUCGCAUACAUGGGCCCAUAAAGAUCUAGCUACGCUGUCUUCUGACCAAGUCGAAAGUGAAUUCACUCUCACUGAUACGGCGCUGGCGAAAAUACUCGGAGUUAACGUUGCAUUCAUGAGACCUCCAUACGGAAGUUACAACGAUGGCGUGUUGCAGGUCGCUGCUGCGCACAAUCAAAGCGUGAUUAUUUGGGAUUUCGAUUCUGGUGAUUCUGUGGGAGUAUCCCCCGCGGAUAGUGAGGCAGGGUAUGAUACUCUCGUGGGUAAGCAUCCUAGCACGAUCUUGACUCUGAACCACGAGACUGUCGAAACUACUAGUACGACCGUUCUCCCGCAUGCCCUUGAGGUCUUGCAAGGUGCAGGAUACAACCUUGUAACCAUUGCUGAAUGUCUUGGCUUGCCAGCAUAUUUGAGCAUUGGAGCGCCUGGCGUGAAAGAUGCCUCGUGGACGUGUGGAACAUCUUAGAUGAUGGACUGUCUUGUUGCAUAGACUCGGACUGGCGCUGUAUUUUUAUUUAGUACCUGCUGUUUUCCAAAUACCACUACGAUUUCAUA
Molecule: messenger RNA, 1210 nt
Organism: Desarmillaria tabescens
Lineage: Eukaryota; Fungi; Basidiomycota; Agaricomycetes; Agaricales; Physalacriaceae
Product: carbohydrate esterase family 4 protein
Exons: 12
Coding region: 372-1121 (249 amino acids)
Biological process (GO): carbohydrate metabolic process
Molecular function (GO): hydrolase activity, acting on carbon-nitrogen (but not peptide) bonds
Source: RefSeq, a predicted model, not a curated record